AUGUCUACUGUCCUCGCUGGUCCACCAGGUGAAUGUUGCGCCAAAGGCUUCAAGCAUUCUGGCGAACCAGCCGGAACGACUGUAACCAUUGCAGAUCUGCGAACCUAUCUCUCUGAUCCCCCGCACGUCCAGUCGGAGGGCCCCAAGAAAGUCAUCCUGUUCUUCUCGGAUAUCUUUGGGCCUUACUUCUUGAACAAUCAACUCUUACAAGACUACUACGCGUCGCAAGGGUUUCAUGUUUUGGGUGUUGAUUACUUCUUCGGCGAUGCUGUCCAUCUGCACACCGAGCCGGGAUUUGAAUUAUGGCCCUGGAUCGAUAAAUGCUUCGUCAAGGCGAAGGAGGUGACCCCGAAGUGGAUCGAUGCCGUCAUAGACAAAUAUGGUACGCUACUCUUACUCUUCGUUAACGCUUCCAUAUACAUUAUAGGCUAUUGUUUUGGUGCGCCGUUUACUAUGGAACUGGCUGCCGGCGAUAGGAUUGCCGCUGCCGCUUUCGUCCACCCUGCAUACCUAACGGACGACCACUUCAAGAAACUUAAGAAGCCUCUCUUACUGUCUCUGGCGGAAAUUGACCCAACUUUCCCCACCGAAUCUCGCCGGCGCGCAGAAGAUAUUUUAAACGAAGUCAAAGCAACCUAUCAUGUCCAACUAUUUGGUGGUGUGGAACAUGGAUUCGCAACGCGAGGUGAUCCUUCAGUCGAGGUCAUUCGCUGGUCCAAGGAAGAAUCCGCUCGUGGGAUCGCUGGUUGGUUUAACAGGUUCACCUGA
Molecule: messenger RNA, 768 nt
Organism: Laccaria bicolor S238N-H82
Lineage: Eukaryota; Fungi; Basidiomycota; Agaricomycetes; Agaricales; Hydnangiaceae
Exons: 7
Coding region: 1-768 (255 amino acids)
Molecular function (GO): hydrolase activity
Source: RefSeq, a predicted model, not a curated record